Messenger RNA from Naegleria gruberi, 3358 nucleotides. RefSeq names its product adenylate cyclase. Gene Ontology annotation, molecular function: transmembrane transporter activity. The transcript is spliced from 2 exons. The record is from RefSeq and is a predicted model, not a curated record. Bases 1 to 3183 code for a protein of 1060 amino acids. Gene Ontology annotation, cellular component: ATP-binding cassette (ABC) transporter complex. Lineage: Eukaryota; Heterolobosea; Eutetramitea; Acrasida; Naegleriidae. Gene Ontology annotation, biological process: cyclic nucleotide biosynthetic process; intracellular signal transduction; transmembrane transport.
AUGGAAAGUUAUUGUUCAUUGGAUGAAGACAAGAUGAUGAUGUAUUCAAAGAAGCCGGAUAAUAGUAAUGAUAACGAUAAUAGUACUGGAACACAAACAUCAUCAAAUUGUGGAUGUAUUGAAAAUAAUAACAAUGAUGAAGAAGUAGAACAACAACAUGCUGACCAGCAACAACAACAACAGAAAAUAGAUAAUGAUGAAUUGUUAAUGGAAAUGAUUCUAAAUAACAUACUGCCUAUUAAUGAUAGCAGUGAUGAUAGUAUUACAGCAAUAUCAUCAUCCUCAGCAAAAUUAUUAUCUAAUAAUUAUUAUAAUACAGAAAGUAACAAUAAUUUAUCUACCGAAGAAGAACCAUCAUCAUCAACAAUGGAAGAAGAGCAAGCUACACUAUUGGCUGAUGAAGAAUCUGCCAAUUAUAACAUUAUCUCUGAUUCUUGCUCUACUACAUCAUCUAACAACUCUAAUAACACAACAUGCUCAACAAGCACUAAUUAUAAUCAUCACAAACAACAACAUGAUGAUAAGGACGACAACAUGCAAUGUAAAUACAAUGAGAGACAAAGAAGAGCCCUUGCUCUACUGAUGGCCAUCAGAGACAAAUAUGAGAAAAACCUUGAAAAGAGUAGUAAGAUAACAACAACAAGUGGAGGAUCUUUAUAUUCAUCUAAAAGGAUGAGUUCAACGAGAAUAACAACUAACACGAGCACAACAGCAGCAUGUUCUUCAUUCAAAACAAUGCUCAAACUUGCACUCGUGUUGAUAGUUGGAGUGUGGUGCGUCUUAUCAUUCAUGAGUGACGUUAUAAUACUUGAUGAUUAUGCAGCAAGUGGUUUUCAUCAUCGUUAUGAAUAUUUGGAAGAUGAUUUCUAUGAAUUCAAUCAUAAUAAUAUAAUGUUUGUGAUGGCGGAACCACCUGGCAUUUCGCCCCAAGCCCUAAAGGAAAUACUAAGCAGAGAAUCGGAAAUUAUGAGGCAAGAACCGAUAUACAAUGAUUUUAGCUUCAGUUCCUUAUUUUCAAUGAAUGGUUUACAUAGUUUAGCAAGCAAGGCAACUGACUUUUUGCAGAGGGGUGGUUUUGAAUCGAGUGCUGAUGUGGCAACUCAAUGCCUGAUUAAUAGUCCGAGAAAAUGUGACAACUCUAGGAAAUUACAAUUGAUUCAAUUCAACUGGCUUGGACCAACUGUAAAUGCUAAUGUUGCCAAGAUUGUCCUAGAGGAAAUGUUGGGAAUAUGUGCAGAAAUUGUAACAAUGAAUGUAACUCAUGCUCUUGAAGAGAUGGCAGAAUAUGGAACGAGAAGAUCAUAUGCCAUGCUUGAAUUUUGGAGUGAAUCUAGAAAAUUUCAAUACGACAAGUAUGUUGUCAAUGAUAAGACUAUAAUGGAUGUUGGUGAGUUAGGUAUCAAUGCAAAGUUGGGUUGGUACAUUUUAGGUUUCAUGAAGGAUGAGUAUGACCUUAUCGACGAAUACAGAGAGUAUAGAACUGAGAAGGCAGCUCACUACCUUGCAACUAACGAUACCUAUCCACUUGGUAGGUUUAUAGGAGGAGCAAAGAGCUGGAUCACUUUUGAUCAACAAAUUAUAACAAAUCUCAAGCUCAAUCUCCAGAUACAAUAUACACAGGAAGAAAAUGCAGAGGAUUUUCUGAUUUCAAAAAUUCAAGAAGCAAACGAUAGAAAAGAACCAGUAUUGUUCUAUCUUUGGUAUCCUCAUCAAAUUUUCAAAAAGCUGUCUAUUAAGAAUGUUUACCUUCCUCCUAGUUCAGAAAGUUGUUGGACCUCUUACAAUCAAGAGAAUCAACUCAUUGAUUGUGACUAUCCAACAGAGUUAUUGAGAAAAUUGGUCUCCCCAAAACUCACAGAGGAUAUGGUUCUCAACUCCUUCUUUUCCAAAUUUGCCUAUGAAAGUACAGAUCAAAUAGAUAUUUUGGCAGAUAUUGUGUUUCAGGAAAUGUCAGUAGUUGAUGCAUCUUGUAAGUGGCUGAGAAAUAACACAAAAAGAGUAGCUUAUUGGGUAUCUGAUCAUAAUGAUACCUCCAGUAGUGUGAUUGGUAUAGUGAUUGCAUCUCUGUUUGUCAUUUCGCUCUUCUUCUGUACUAUAUUUAUUACUGGUUUGGUGCUUUACUUUAUGUAUAGAAAGAAUUUGAGAAAGAGAUCUCUUAAAUAUGCCCCAAGAACAACACCAUUCACUCUAGUUUUUACAGAUAUUCAAAACUCUACACUUUUGUGGGCUACUGCCUCUGAAACGAUGAAAUCAGUACUGUCUAUUCACAACAUUAUUAUGAGGUCAAACAUUCAAAAGUACAAGGGUUAUGAGGCCAAGACAGCAGGUGAUAGUUUCACUGUGGCAUUUGUUGAUCCGUUGUGUGCACUGGCUUUUUGCAUUAGUGUUCAGAAGGAUUUAUUGCUGGCCAAUUGGCCUUCUGAUUCUCUUCUACUUCCUGAUAUGAAGGAAGUUAGGUGGAAUGAAAGCUUGAUUUACAGAGGUCCUAGAAUUAGAAUGGGAAUACAUGCGGGAUCUGAUUGCAAUAUUCAAAUUGACAAAAAGACGCAACGUAUGGAAUAUGUGGGCAAUAUGGUUCAUAUUGCUAACAAGAUUGAGGCAUCAUCAGUUGGUGGCAGAAUUUAUGUUUCAGGUGCUUUUGUCCAAGCUAUCAAGAGUAGAUUAAUGUUGUUUGAUUCUGCUUCCAACUCUAGUAAUCCAAAGACUUCCAAAGAAGAUGUAACUACAUCUGCCAACACUCAAUAUUAUGAUGAUUCCUCUGAUAAAGGAAUAAGCAAAUACGUGCAGGAAUUGAAUAAUAACUUGAUUGAAUUUGAAGAUCUAGGACCUAAGCAAGAAAUUGAAAUUGGAGGAACAAAGAUACCCUUAUUUAUGGUAAAAGAUUUUAGCUUUGCAAGAACAUCUUGGAUUCAGCAAUUCGAAAGAGUUCUAGAAGAGUCACCAGUAGAAGAACAAAAAGUAAUUGGCCAAAAAUUGGACCUGAUUGAAGAGGUGGAAAAGUUUAUUACAGAUCCGGGCUCAUUCCCAGCUGAAAGAAAGUCAAAAUUAAUAUAUGACUUUAUCAACCACACCUCCGAUGCUGAGCUCAAUCUUCCAUCAUGGAAUAGCAAGUAUUUUAUUGAUUUAUUCGACAAUGUCUUCCGUUACAUUACUACCCAACAUGUAAACAUUAAGGAAGAAUAAUUGACUAGUUUUCGGUAGUGAUUCAACCUCAUUAGUGAAAAUCUUGCCAUAGGAUGAAAAACUUUACAAAAUCUCCAACCCAAAAAUCUCACCAAUUAAAAAUUUCUGUUGACAUUACAAUGGAAAUCCAUUUUAUUCCUUUAGCACCACCAAUAAAUCAAAACAAGUACCGAAU